AUGGAAAAGAGUGAAUUCCAUGUGAAGGAAACCGUGUUUCUUGGGUAUCUGAUCUCGGAGAAUAAGGUCAGGAUGGAACCAAGCAAGGUGGAAGCCGUAUGGAACUGGCCUGUUCCUAGGAACGCGACCGAUGUACGCGGAUUCCUUGGGUUUACCAACUUCUAUCGCAAGUUCAUACGCGAUUACGGAAAGAUUGCCAGACCGCUGUACGAGCUUACCAAGAAAGAAGUCACCUUCACAUGGGGAAACAAGGAAGAAGAAGCCUUCAGGGCAAUCUGCGAUGCAAUUACCGCAGACCCGGUGCUAAAACUUCCAGACCCAAGCAAGCACUUUGAAGUCGAAACCGACACGUCAGAUUACGCAAUCGGAGGACAACUGGGACAGCGUGACGAUCAGGGAAAAUUGCACCCUAUAGCUUUCUUCUCGAAGAAACUAGAAGGGCCCCGACGCAACUAUCCCAUUCACGAUAAAGAACUCAGCCAUCAUCGAAGCAUUCCAAGAAUGGAGGCCGUGCUUAACGGCCGACAGACGCGAUGGGCCGAGUUCUUGUCAGAGUUCAACUUCAAGAUCAACUACAAGAAGGGAUCGGAGAACGCUCGGGCCGACGCACUCAGUCGGUGA
Messenger RNA from Sordaria macrospora k-hell, 621 nucleotides. NCBI's taxonomy places the organism in Eukaryota, Fungi, Ascomycota, Sordariomycetes, Sordariales, Sordariaceae. The record is from RefSeq and is a predicted model, not a curated record.